AUGAGCAUCACUAUCAAUAAGGAAUUAGCCUCAUGUGGUGGCAGACUGAUCAAACUGUCUCACGAAUCUAUUAGCACCCAUACAAAAAUGGAUGUUAAUAUAUAUUUGCCAAAACAAUUUUAUGAUGACACUCACUCAGCUCCAAUCCCUACUCUAUACUACUUAUCUGGUCUAACUUGUUCUCCAGAGAAUGCUUCAGAAAAGGCAUUUUGGCAACCUCAAGCAGACAAAUAUGGGUUCGCGGUUGUGUUCCCAGACACUUCACCAAGAGGUGAGGGCGUAGCUACUGAUCCAGAAAAUAGUUGGGAUUUCGGAAUUGGUGCAGGAUUUUACGUAAAUGCCACUGAAUCGCCUUACGUUAAACAUUAUCACAUGUAUGAUUACGUCCACAAGGAACUACCAGUAGUUUUAAAUGAUCAUUUCAAUAAAGCUAGCAAGAGAGUUGAUUUUACUGAGAAUAUAUCGAUUACAGGCCACUCAAUGGGUGGUUAUGGUGCGUUAGCAGGUUUCUUAAGGAAUAUUUCUGACAAUAAAUACAAAUCAUGUUCUGCAUUUGCCCCAAUUGUAAAUCCUUCUGCUGUUCUAUGGGGUGAAAAAGCUUUUUCUGGUUAUCUAGGUUCUGAUAAAUCUACUUGGCUGGAAUAUGAUCCUUGUGAACUAAUAAAAAAGACAGAAAAUAUUAAAAAUUCUAUUUUAUUAAUACAUGUUGGUACAAAUGAUCCUUUCCUAAAAAAUCAAUUGAAACCAGAAAACAUUUUAGAAGCCUCUAAAGGCACUUCUUGGGAAAACAAGAUAGAUGUGAAACUGGCAGUAGGUUUCGAUCAUUCUUACUAUUUCAUCAGCACCUUUGUUCCUGAGCAUGCUGAAUUUCAUGCUAAAGCCUUAGGCCUUAUUUAA
Molecule: messenger RNA, 897 nt
Organism: Tetrapisispora phaffii CBS 4417
Lineage: Eukaryota; Fungi; Ascomycota; Saccharomycetes; Saccharomycetales; Saccharomycetaceae
Product: S-formylglutathione hydrolase
Exons: 1
Coding region: 1-897 (298 amino acids)
Biological process (GO): formaldehyde catabolic process
Cellular component (GO): cytosol
Molecular function (GO): S-formylglutathione hydrolase activity
Source: RefSeq, a predicted model, not a curated record